This is a messenger RNA of Nerophis ophidion (straightnose pipefish), 3463 nucleotides long. Its product is annotated as gastrula zinc finger protein XlCGF57.1-like. The record is from RefSeq and is a predicted model, not a curated record. Gene Ontology annotation, cellular component: nucleus. The coding region runs from base 216 to 1787 and encodes 523 amino acids. NCBI's taxonomy places the organism in Eukaryota, Metazoa, Chordata, Actinopteri, Syngnathiformes, Syngnathidae. The transcript is spliced from 2 exons.
GUUGCACACUUCCAGCGCAUGCGCAAACACGUCGAAAGCGGAAAGUCCAAGAUGGCGGACUAAGCGACGUGGCUUUCCGGAGAAGUUUCACAUUUACGAUCUUAUAGAUUCAAAAAGAGCAUCAAAUACCUCAACUAUUCGCUUUUUUAGGCCCACCAAAAGGACUUUGAGCGACAGAGUGUUACCUAAAGUGAAGAUUGAAGACGUGAUAGAAGAUGGACGACUACUGCUAUGCUAAGAUGGCGACGUCAUGUCAAAGAGAAAGUGAAAGAGAAUCAGCGCCACCAACGGAGAACAAUCUGAAAAGCGACGAUGAAGACGUCCAGCAGCUGAUGGGUAAUCCAGAAAAAGUUUCCCCUCAGUCAGGGGGGAGCUCCACUUUGAAGCAGGAGACUCCACAACCACCCUGCAUUAAAAAGGAAGAGGAGGAACUCUGCAUCACUCAGGAGGGAGAGUGUCUUCUAGGACGAGAGGAAGCUGAUUACACCAAGUUUCCACUGACUGUUGUCUCUGUGAAGACUGAAGAUGAUGAAGAGAAACCACAAGUAGACAACCUCUUAGCUCCACUAUCAGAUAGUGAGGCUGAAGACGAGGUUGAACUAACUUUAACCAGCGAUACAGACUGUGAAGGUGAUAUGAGGACUCACACUGACAACAAACACUCUGAAUGCUCUUCAAAGAAGAGAGGUAAAACAUGUUUGAGCUGUUCAGUUUGUGCUGAAAGUUUUUCUGUUAAGGGCAUGUUGACUCGACACAUGAGAACACACACAGGUGAAAAAACAAUUGAUUGUACUAUUUGUGGCAAAAGUUUUCCUCAAAAUUGCCGUUUGACUCAACAUAUGAGAACACACACAGGUGAAAAACCAUUUAACUGUUCAAUUUGUGGUAAAAACUAUUCUUUAAAGAGCCGUUUGACUCAACACAUGAGAACACACACAGGUGAAAAACCAUUUAACUGUUCAAUUUGUGGUAACAACUUUUCUUUAAAGAGCCGUUUGACUCAACACAUAAGAACACACACAGGUGAAAAACCAUUUAGUUGUUCAGUCUGUGGCAAAAGCUUUUCUCGAAAUUACCGUUUGACUCGACACAUGAGAACACACACAGUUGAAAAAACAAUUGAUUGUACUAUUUGUGGCAAAAGUUUUCCUCAAAAUUGCCGUUUGACUCAACAUAUGAGAACACACACAGGUGAAAAACCAUUUAACUGUUCAAUUUGUGGUAAAAACUAUUCUUUAAAGAGCCGUUUGACUCAACACAUGAGAACACACACAGGUGAAAAACCAUUUAACUGUUCAAUUUGUGGUAACAACUUUUCUUUAAAGAGCCGUUUGACUCAACACAUAAGAACACACACAGGUGAAAAACCAUUUAGUUGUUCAGUUUGUGGCAAAAGCUUUUCUGUUAAGAGCCUUGUGACUAAACACAUGAGAACACACACAGGAGAAAAACCAUUUAAUUGUUCAGUAUGUUGUAAAAGCUUUUCUAUUCAGAGUAAUUUGACUGAACACAUGAGAACCCACACAGGUGAAAAAUUGUUUAAUUGUUCGGUUUGUGGCAAAAGCUUUUCUGUUAAGAGAUAUUUGACCCGACACAUGGGAACACAUACUGGACUAAGAUCAUUUAAUUGUUCAGUUUGUGGUAAAAGCUUUCCUAAUAACAGCUCUAUGUGGCGACACAUAAGAUCACACGCUGGAGAAAAAACAUUUAGUUGUUCAGUGUGCUGUAAAAGGUUCCCACAUAAAGCAGACGCAGUAAAACACAUGAGAACACACAAGGGAAAAUAACUAGUAGGUUGUUUAGUUUGUGGUAUGUUGCUCAUAUGUGGCGACAUCCACCCUACCCAGGACCUCCUCACUGCUUCUUUCACAAAUAUCUGAGGUAUUCAUACAAACUUGGAUUAUUUGGAGCAUAAUCUUAUCUACUCAUGACCUCAUGUCUUCUCUGUAUCUGAAACCUUCCUGAACAGUAAGAUAGAUGAUGCUUCAAGUGCUUGGUUACUCCUUCUUCAGUCCAGGGACCUGGGGCCUCAUGUGUCAAGUUUGUGCACGCUCAAAAACUUGCACUACGCCCUUUUUCACUGCAAAGUUGAGAUGUAUCAAAACUGACGUUGGGAUGCUGGGUAACUGUUUGCAUAACAAACUGCCAACUUUUACUCCUCAGACUGAAUGAUGUGCAAAUCAGAAACAUGUGAACAAUUAACCCCAACACCCACAACCCAACCCCCACCCCCCUCGACAUUCGGGCAUAACAGGUUCCAUCCGGCCCGCGAGAUGAUUUUGCAAAGUGUAAAAUUCAGCGGCAUUUUUUCAAUGAAAAAAACUGCUGUUCUAAAUCUGUCUACUGGAUGUCGCAAUAUCAAUUCUGCUAGGCAAGCAAAUAGUUUAUACGAGCGCCAGCAAGUAUAACAAGCAAGAGGUACACGGUAAAGCGGGGCCAUGACUCUUCCCCCUUGAUAGAGUGCAUCAUAAAGCCAAGAUGAACUCCAUGGUGUUCAGGGAUGAAUAAUCUCUCUUUUUGCCAUUGUACUAUAUUGUUCAGCUAUAGUUACAUUAAUUAUUAGUAAUGUAGCAGCCUAGGUUGGAAUAGCGAGGUCCCUGCUAUCACAUGUUGAUGAAAAUAUAACAUAUACAUUAUAAAAAUCAACUAAAGGCUUCCCAAAUGCUGUAAUAAAUUAAUCUUUAUGAGUUCGAGCAUAUGUCAGCUUGUGGAAUAUUAAAGACAUACUUAGUACCUCAGGUAACUCUAUUUGUUUUGUUUUUACAUUAUGGAAAAAAUAUCGAGAUGUAUAUUGUAUAUCGCCUGGCAGCAUAUGGAGCGGAAAACAACCAAAAAAUGUAGGCUUCUUCAUGCGACCAAGCCGUCCAACUUUACCAAAGCCUGUAGUCUAUUGCCUCCCGGGCGGUGGUGGCAGCAACAAGGUGGAGACGUGAUGGCGACAGGCCAAGUUACACCGAUCCUUGUGUGUGCGUGUGCGUGUGCGUGUGUGUGUGCGUGUGUGUGUUUGCAUGUGCCCAUUGUUCAGGCUGAGUUGUUGUUGUGUCUAUAGGCCCGGGGUCGCUCAAAGUUCAACUCCCAGGUGUUGUUGAGGAGGGAGGGAGGGUAGUCAGAGUGUCCCUCGCUGAGGUGUCCUUCGGGGAUGUUUCCUAACAACCAUUCUUCUGUUUUUGAGCAGCAUCAAGGCCAUGUGAGGGAGUCAGAUCGUAGAUUAGGAAUGUUGUUUUCGCAGGGAGCAGACAUUUUCAUGGCCUGUCUGCUCUAAUCGUCCAUGUCAGCUCUCAAUGAUGUGAUCCAUCUUGCGAUUUAGUUCGCAGCAAUCUGUGACCCCACAGCUGGACCCAGGCCUUCCAUUGCCACGGACAGCCUUUGUAAGUGAGUGGGCGAGUAAGGAGUGUUGAUAGCAUGCUGGAUGUCCGCUUGUGCCCUGUGGAAAUAAUAAAUAAAGUGAGCAAGUUGUAACUAA